AUGGCAGCAGAGAGGGAGCCCCCACCGCUUGGGGAUGGGAGACACACUGACUUUGAGGAGCUGGAUGACGGCGAGGACCUCUUCACCAGCACAGUGUCCACCAUGGAGGUGAGGGCACCAUCCUCUAGUGUCAGGGUUCUUCCUGUUAUCUUCUUCUCUGGGCUUCCUGCUCAGGGGGAGAUCAUGUGACCAGUAGAAGGCCUGGGGUGUCCUCACAUACACCACUCUACUGUGUCAUGUCAUGUGUAUCCCCUGUCCUGUGUGCAGCCCCUCAGUGUGACCAUACAGCCAGGCCUUGGGCCAGCACAGAGCAUCCCUUCUAUGUACCUACCUGGACAGAAAGUGACCCCCUGCACAGUGACAGCCUAUAGAGCAUCCCUUCUAUGUACCUACCUGGACAGAAAGUGACCCCCUGCACAGUCACAGCCUGCAGAGCAUCCCUUAUAUGUAUCUACCUAGACAGAAAGUGACCCCCUGCACAGUCACAGCCUGCAGAGCAUCCCUUCUAUGUACCUACCUGGACAGAAAGUGACCCCCUGCACAGUCACAGCCUGCAGAGCAUCCCUUCUAUGUACCUACCUGGACAGAAAGUGACCCCCUGCACAGUCACAGCCUACAGAGCAUCCCUUCUAUGUAUCUACCUAGACAGAAAGUGACCCCCUGCACAGUGACAGUCACAGCCUACAGAGCAUCCCUUCUAUGUACCUACCUAGACAGAAAGUGACCCCCUGCACAGUCACACAGUCACAGCCUGCAGAGCAUCCCUUCUAUGUACCUACCUAGACGGAAAGUGACCCCCUGCACAGUUAUACAGUCACAGCCUACAGAGCAUCCCUUCUAUGUACCUACCUAGACAGAAAGUGACCCCCUGCACAGUCACAGCCUACAGAGCAUCCCUUCUAUGUACCUAUCUCGACAGAAAGUGACCCCCUGCACAGUUAUACAGUCACAGCCUACAGAGCAUCCCUUCUGUGUACCUACCUAGACAGAAAGUGACCCCCUGCACAGUCACAGCCUACAGAGCAUCCCUUCUAUGUACCUACCAAGACAGAAAGUGACCCCUUGCACAGUCACAGCCUACAGAGCAUCCCUUCUAUGUACCUACCUAGAUAGAAAGUGACCCCCUGCACAGUUAUACAGUCACAGCCUACAGAGCAUCCCUUCUGUGUACCUACCUAGACAGAAAGUGACCCCCUGUACAGUUACAGCCUACAGAGCAUCCCUUCUGUGUACCUACCUAGACAGAAAGUGACCCCCUGCACAGUCACACAGUCACAGCCUGCAGAGCAUCCCUUCUAUGUACCUACCUAGACAGAAAGUGACCCCCUGCACAGUUAUACAGUCACAGCCUACAGAGCAUCCCUUCUAUGUACCCACCUAGACAGAAAGUGACCCCCUGCACAGUCACAGCCUGCAGAGCAUCCCUUCUAUGUACCUACCUAGACGGAAAGUGACCCUCUGCACAGUUAUACAGUCACAGCCUACAGAGCAUCCCUUCUAUGUACCUACCUAGACAGAAAGUGACCCCCUGCACAGUCACAGCCUACAGAGCAUCCCUUCUAUGUACCUAUCUAGACAGAAAGUGACCCCCUGCACAGUUAUACAGUCACAGCCUACAGAGCAUCCCUUCUUGUACCUACCUAGACAGAAAGUGACCCCUUGCACAGUCACAGCCUACAGAGCAUCCCUUCUAUGUACCUACCUAGAUAGAAAGUGACCCCCUGCACAGUUAUACGGUCACAGCCUACAGAGCAUCCCUUCUGUGUACCUACCUAGACAGAAAGUGACCCCCUGUACAGUUACAGCCUACAGAGCAUCCCUUCUAUGUACCUAUCUAGACAGAAAGUGACCCUCUGUACAGUUAUACAGUCACAGCCUACAGAGCAUCCCUUCUGUGUGCCUACCUAGACAGAAAGUGACCCUCUGUACGGUUAUACAGUUACAGCCUACAGAGCAUCCCUUCUGUGUGCCUACCUAGACAGAAAGUGACCCCCUGUACGGUUACAGCCUACAGAGCAUCCCUUCUGUGUACCUAGCUCGUCAGGCAGUGACUGCCCUGCACAUCACAGAGAGCCAGCACAGUUACAGCUUAUAGAGCAUCUCUUUUGUACCUACCUAAACAGAAAGUGACUGCCCCUACACAGUUAUACAGUGACAGCUUAUAGAGGAUCUACCUACGUAUGGCUUCCCCUGCACAUCAAAGGGAGCCCAAAGCAGCCCUUCUAUGUACCUACCUUGACAGAAAGUGACUGCCCUGCAUAUCACAGGCAGCCUGCACAGUUUUAUAGUGACAGCUUACAGUUCAUCUCUUCUAUGUACCUACCUAGACGGGCAUUGACCCCCUCCACACUCCUACCCAUUACAGUUAUACUGUGAGAGCUUACAGAGCACAGUUUAUUAAAUUACUACUCCUCUAUUAAGAGACGUUUAUAUUCUGCCACAUGAUGUCUGUUAAUCCAAUCUUUCCUGUGACUUAGAUGCUGUUAUGAUGCUUUUUGUCUUGGACAGGUACCUACUGGAAGGAUUUAGUGUCAUAACUGUGUGAAUUACUGUUUAUUUAUUACCAUAUUAGUCAACCACUACCACUAGUUUAUUGGCUAUGUAGCUGGUGAUUAAUCAUUAGAACUAAUCUCUGGCACACAAACUUGAAAUGUACUACAAUUCCUGUGAUGCUUCUGCAAGUUAAUGUGACUCUAGUAAAACUCAUUUCAGCAAAUGUGAGAUUUUCAUUAUUCUGCACAUCCAAGCAAACUAAGGCUGUGUAUCAUUGGAGACCACCCAUGACAGGAGCUGUCUUUGUUGAGUAAGCAUGUUAAUGGGUCCAGAUGUUUAACUUGAAGGGUGUGUACAUGUUGUUGAUCAUUUAAUAUGUACGUUACUUAUUAGCUCAUGACCACUUGUACUCUUAAGUUAUUUUGUUUUAAGUAAGUCUAAAAGUUUUUUGGGUUUUUUUGUACACUGUAUUUUUUUUUUUUUUUGUUCUCUUCCUCAUGUGUAUAUAUGUGGUAUACAAGCAAACAAUUUUGUGAGCUCAGUACAGUUUCAUUCUAUCAUUAUUGGUAUACAUGAUUACUUCCUUUAGAAAGGAGUUGGUCAUCUCUGACUUGGCACAUGUAGGUUAAAGGAUCUUAACAUGUAUAGCUUGGAGGAAAGACGAGACGGGGGGAUAUGAUAGAAACAUUUAAAUACGUAAAGGAGACUAUAUUUAAAAGAAGAAAAACUACAACAACAAGAGGACAUAGUCUUAAAUUAGAGGGACAAAGGUUUAAAAAUAUCAGGAAGUAUUACUUUACUGAGAGGGUAGUGGAUGCAUGGAAUAGCCUUCCAGCUGAAGUGGUAGAGGUUAACACAGUAAAGGAGUUUAAGCAUCCAUGGAAUAGGCAUAAGGCUAUCCUAACUAUAAGAUAAGGCCAGGGACUAACUAAAGUAUUUAGAAAAUUGGGCAGACUAGAUGGGCCGAAUGGUUCUUAUCUGCCGUCACAUUCUAUGUGGUUAACAUAAAUUGACAAACAGUAGUGAUUGUGGAUUUAUCCCUGAAAAAUUUACUGUGACUUUUUUGAACACAUUAGUUUUAAUUACUCCAGGGGUGUGAAAAUCCUUCCACCCAACUUUUGGGACAUACAGUUUUGGGUGCCAGGCAAGAGUCAGGGCUACCUGGAGGGGAAUUAUUGCCGGGACAGGGGAAAUGUGGUGUGUACCUGUGCCAAUAAUAACAUCCUCACUAGCUGGUGCUCACUUAAUUCAGAUUUACAGGGCUAUUCAUAAAAGUGAAUUCUGGGAAUUAAGUUAAUUUAAAAUUUAGGGUCUAAUCUAAGUAAUUGAAUAUUUUUCUGUCUGGACAAAUAGAUUGGACUACAGCUUUAGUUAAUUGGACAAGUGGUUAAAAAAAAAUAAAAAAUCCCUUUACACUUUUGUGGGGUGGGUUGGUGGAGUAGUGAGGAAUUGGCCUUUCCAGUAAAAAAUUCAUACUUUGUGUUUGAUUGCUAACCAGAAAUACAAUAUUGAUUGUAAGUUCUACCCAACUGGGUCCUCAUCAACAUUGUUUCUGUAACAGUUUGUAGUAGUCUCAUGUAUUGUUAAAUUACUCCCUUUAUAAUAUUGUAAAGCUCUGCAAAAUAAGUUGGUGCUAUAUAAAUGCCAAAAAUAAUAAUCAUAUUUUAAAGUUGAUUGCUUGAAGAACUUUUCUUUCUUAUUUUUGGUAAUAGCUGUCACACCUUUUCAAGCUUGGAUUUUAUCUCUCAAAAGUACAUCUGUUUACAUAACUUACUCUUGGCAGCAAAAAGUUAUUAAAACAUUGCCAAGUUGAGGCCUUUAAUAAAGUGAACGAGAACAGUAAGGGAAAAUUUACACAUAUACUGACAGUUUUAAGUAGAUAAAUACAAACCGUUGGUAAAAAGAAAAAAAAAAUAGUGGGCAAGUUACUCUUGCAAUCAUAUUUUUGAUUCCAGAAAGUAAAACUAAUUACUUUUGUGUAUAUCUGUCUGAGAAACCUAUCUUAAAGGGAGAAUAUAGUCACCAAAACAACUUUAGCUUAAUGAAUCAGCAUUUGUGUAUAGAUCUUGCCUUUGAAGUUUUACUGCUCAAUUCACUGCCGUUUAGGAGUGAAAUCACUGUUGUUUCUGUUUAUACAGCCCUAGCCACACCUCCCCUGGCUGUAAUAACAGGGUUGGUUUAAUUUUUAUAAAGUUUAUCUCCUACUCUGUAAAUUUAACUUUUUAAUUACAUAAAGGAGGCUCCUGCAGGAUCUAGCAAGCUAUUAACAGGGCAGGAGAUAAAUUCUAACUUAAACAAAAUUUUGCAAUAAAGGAAGUGUAAACAUUGGGUGACUCUUUACAUGAAGUGUUUAACCCCUUAAGGACGGAGCCAAAUGUACACGUUGUGAACAAAACAAAAUGUAAACAAAACCUGGCAUUUGCGCUACAUGUCUGUCCAACCGUAAUACACCUCUUUCAUAGUAAAUGCACCCACCCUUAUUAUAUAUCAUUUUAUUCAGGGGAAACAGGGCUUUCAUUUAAUAUCAAAUACUUAGCUAUGAAACAUAAUUUAAUAUGAAAAAAUGGGAGAAAAUACGAUUUUAUUGGAUUUUUUUAGUUCUACAUGACAAUUAAACGGUCAGUGUCAUAAUACUGUUUGCUUUUACUGCAAUAAAAUACACAUAUUUGUAUUCAGCAAAGUCUCACUGUAAAACAGUACCCCCUAUGUACAGGUUUUAUGGCAUUUUGGGAAGUUACAGGGUCAAAUAUACACGUUACAUUUGAAAUUGAAAUUCGCCAGAUUGGUUACGUUGCCUUUGAGACUUUAUAGUAGCCCAGGAAUGAAAUUUACACCCAUAAUGGCAUACCAUUUGCAAUAGUAGACAACCCAAGGUAUUGCAAAUGGGGUAUGUCCAGUCUUUUAGUAGCCAUUUGGUCACAAACACUGGCCAAAGUUAGCGUUAGUAUUUGUUUGUGUGUGAAAAAUGCAAAAACUGCCAAUUUUGGCCAGUGUUUGUGACUAAGAAGAUUACUAAAAACUGGACAUACCUAUUUUACCAACAACGGGUUGUCUACUAAUACAAAUGGUCUCACAUCAUAGGGGUAAUUUUCAUUCUUGGGCUACCAUAGGGUCUCAAAGGCAACGUAACCAAUCUGGCAAAUUUUAAUGUGAAAAAAAUGAAACACAAGCCUUAUAUUUGACGCUGUAACUUUUGAAAACACCAUAAAACCUGUACAUGAGGGGUACUGUUGUACUCGGGAGACUUCGCUGAACACAAAUAUUUGUGUUUCAAAACAAUAAAAAGUAUCGCAGCAAUAAUAUCGUCCGUUUAAUGCUGUUUGUGCGUGAAAAAUGCAAAAAACGUCACUUUUACUGGCGAUAUCAUCGUUGUAAUACAUUUUACUGUUUUGAAACACUAAUAUUUGUGUUCAGCGAAGUCUCCCGAGUAGAACAGUACCCCCCAUGUACAGGUUUUAUGGUGUCUAGGAAAGUUAUAGGGUUAAAUAUAGUGCUAGCAAAUUAAAUUCCCUUUACUUUCGGCAUGGGUUGUCAGGCAGGUCCCGCUAAUUGUAAUUAAUUAAGAUACCUAAUUAUGUAAAAAUAUUACAUAAAUAUAUAUGUAGAAUCAAUAUAUGUAUAUAUAUACGUAUGUGUAUAUAUAUGUAUAUAUCUAUAUAAUUUUUUAAAAAUAUUAUUUAUAUAUAUAUAUAUAUAUAUAGUGAUAUAUCGUAUAUAUUUAUGUGUAUAAAUAUAUAUAUUAUUUCGUUCUAUGUGUAUUUUGAAUAUAUAUAUAUAUAUAUUAAUUUCACAAUACAGUUAGAACGAAAUAACACACAUCUAUAUAUUUUUAAUUAUUUAUUUUUAAUUAUUUUUGUAAUUUUAUUUUUUAACGUAUUUACAUUUUAAUUUUUUUUAUAAUAUAUAUAAAUAUAUAUAUAACAAUAAUUAUAUAUAUAUUUAAUCAGUAUCGGUCUACGUGUAAUUUGAUAUUAAUAUAUAUAUAUAAUUAUAUAUAUAUUAAUAGUAAAAUACACCUAGACGGUGUACAUGUGUGUAUGUAUAUGUGUAUAUAUAUACUUUGAUCAUAUAUAUAUAAUAUAUAUAUAUGAUCUAAGUAUAUAAUAUUUAUUUUUUUACACUAUUUAUUUAUUUCAUUUUUAUUUUCAGCCAGCAGGGGGACCACCUGUCAUUACAGGCAGCCCCCCUGCUGGCAAUACAGAAGCCAGCUAUCCCCGGCCAUGUGAUUGUGGGGUCCUCGCUAGGACCCCACUCUCACACGGCCGGGGGUUUCCUGGAGGACGGUCGUGCCGCGGGGGGCUCCCUGGGAGUCCCCCCCACCGCGAUCGCCGGCGUGGGACCACCGGCGACCGGGUAAGUACAGAAAGACCGGAGGGCGUACUAUUACGCCCGGCGGCGUUUAGAGCCGCCUAUUAGAGGACGUAAUAGUACGCCCUCCGGUCUUAAGGGGUUAAGAAGGAAGUGUAAGUCACAUGCAGGAAGGUGUGACCAGGGCUGCAUAAACAAAGUUAUUUAACUCCUCAAUGACAAAGAAUUGAGCAAAAAAUCUGCAGGGGCAUGAUCAAUACACCAAAACUGCUUCAUUAACCCCUUAAGGACCAAACUUCUGGAAUAAAAAGGAAUCAUGACAUGUCACACAUGUCAUAUGUCCUUAAGGGGUUAAACUAAAGUUGUUUUGGCAACUAUAGUGUCCCUUUAAGACUGUGAUGAUUUAUGCUAUAAUUGUAUAAUUUGCCCCUUUCAUUGGAACUGCUAACAGAUUUCUGUAUCAAGUUUUAAUGCUUACUUCUGUUUGAUUUCAGCUUGCCUUAGAUAAGACACUUUCUGACGCAUUCUAAAAACAUUUGAUUUAGGAUGAAGGGCUGCCAUUUUUUUUCUUUAUAAAGCAUGUUUUUGUCAGGAUUUUUUUUUUUUUCGUCUCUCAUCGCUUUCCCUAUUUACCCCUGCAAAGCCUGUUGGUUUAUUUACUGAUCUGUGCAGCAGAAGUAAGGUUACACUCACCUGUACUGCACAAACUGGUUUCCAGGUGUCAUUAUCUUAGAAUCUUUUUCCUAUGUUUUUAUACCUACAUGUGGCACACCUCAUUUUUCCCAUGAUUCCUUACUUACAACUGGACAAGAAGACUUGAAUGCAGAAGCCAACACCAGAACUAAUAGAUUAAGCUGUAGCAAUUCUGGUGUCAAUAGUGUGUCCAUUUCAUUUAACUCCUAAUUGGCAGAUAAUUGAUCAUGCAGGGGCAAUAUCUAUACACAAAGUUUUUCAUUAAGUUAAGUGUUUUGGUGCAUAUAAUGUCCCUUUAACAAAUAUAUAGCUCCCUGUCAACCAUGGUUAUUAGCAGUAAGCAGAGAAAGUAUACAGAGAAGAAGAGAUAUUCAAACAAAGUUUCCAUUUCUCCUAAUUUUUUUUUUGCAGUGUUGUCCGUGGGCUGCACUUGAAGUUAUAAUUUAAUUUGCUAAACUGGGUAUCACAUGAAUAAAGGUUAAAACAGUCUAGAAAUGAUUUUUAUUUUCACUGUUCGGUGGUGUAAUUUUUAUAGAAAUGAAACUUCCCCUUUAAAAGUUAUGUUUGGCAGUGUAUAUAAGGCUCUCAUUUAUUUGCAUAGGCAUGCAUGUGUUGUUACUAUCUUUGUAUGGUACUUAUACAUCCUGUUUCUACUGGAACAGCAAACUAAACUCUUAGAAACUGACAGAUACAAACAUUUUGUGACUCGAUUGCAUAUUGAUUUAAUGAAGGUGGCCCAGGCACCAUAACCACUUAAUGUAAUGUACUUGUACCGGUGCAAAGAAUCUGAGUGCUACCACCCUUAUUUAUGUUAAUAGGUGGUGUUUUUUUUGUGUGUUUUUUGUCUAAAACUGAGGUUCACCAAGCACGCCUGCUGCAUCAAAAAGUGUCUUUUCUGCACUAUUUGGGUUUGUGAUGUCCUCUAGACAUCCUGCCCAUAGAGAAGAUAUGAAGCAGGUACAAGAAUAUGAAGUGUUGUAUUUUUAAUUUCAUUAACUAUUUCAGUGAUAUUGUUCUUCAAGUAGCUUCCUAUAUUGCUCAGUCAAUCUAAAGAGGCCCCAUAACUAUUUGUGUCACCAUAGCAGUUAUGGUGCAAAGAGGCUAUGGAUGCUGAUUUCUAUUUAAAAUGCAGAUUAGGGAACAACGCACACAUAAAAAAAUACAGUUUAAAAAACUACUUAAAAUCGCCUAUCUUAGAAAACAAAUAUUGGGAUUCAGUUACACCUUAUGGCCAUAUUGUGUUAAGCCCACCAUGAUGUUACAGUACUCCAAUACACCAAUAUUGGUGGGCCCUACACUAAUUUUAACAUGGGAGAACAUGCUUACUGCAAUACUUACUGCUUUCAGCGACUCUCGAUUCUCAAAUGUCUUCUAUCCUGUGGCACCCAUCGUGAUUGGGUGAGGUGCUCAAACCAAUCAGAAUCUGGUCUGGGUUUCAGAUAUUCACAGAAAAUAGGGGAAUUAGGGGCAAACCCGGAACAUGUAUUUCUAAGUAGUGGUUGUAGCGAAGCUCCCUGUACCCUGGCUGGGUACCUCCACCAAGGACCGCUUCCUAGCUGGAACAGGGGACAAACCACAGCACUUCUGCCCACAGUUGCCAUGGCUUGACUGGGGCCCUGGAACCGCUCUCCUGGAGCCGAAUGGGGAAUUCGCUCUAGCAGCCCCCAGGCACUGGACGACACUCAGUCCUGAGAGCUCUAGUCCUUACAAGGACUUUCCCCGUUGAAUCCUGCACGCUGGAAAAGUGACAAGCCCUUUCCCCUUCCAGUAACCAGAUGACACAUAGUUCUGGGAGAACAAGCUGGAAUACUUUAAUAGCAGCCACCACUGGCCUUAUAUGCAUGUCCCCAUGCAAGAGGCACUCCCCCCUGGACCUGAGAGUAAACCACAGUAGAAACAAAUACACAAUUACAUUGGCUAUCAGGUCCAGGACAUUCCUAUACAAAAUCAGAUAAUCCCUCCCCUGUGCCUAGGAGAUAAUUGGAUAAGGAACUGUACUAAUCUAAUCCAAUUAUCUCCAAGCACAGAAAAAACAUACUUUUUCCCAAACACCCCAAAAGUACCCUAAAAAUAAACAAAACUCCACAAAAGGUACAUCUCCUGAUAGUCCUGAUCUGGGUGACCAACAUAUCCAAAAAUCACCCAGAUCAGUUCAGGGGUUCAGAAAUUUCCUGGAAGUAAUUUAUUUGACCGACCGCAUGCAUGGUCCUAUGCGCAAAACAGUUCCAGAGAAUCAGGGCUUGCGGUCAGUCUAUUUCGGUAGUUUAUAAAAGUGAACAAACUACCGAACGGAAUCCAUAGUUCUACCCUGGAGCUUGUUCACUUUAUUCAGACGAAUGAUUCCACCGAAUGGUGUCUUCCCAAGUGUUAUAAAACAGUAUCCAAAAAUAGUUCCAUGAACUUGAUGACCAAACACCGCUGCCUGUGUUCAUGCGAACAAGAUGGCCGCCACCUCGUGGUUGUCAGUAGGAAUUGCGGCCACCCAGACGAACACCUAGAACACUGAGGUGGAAAUUGCUUUACAAACUCCAAGGUGGUCUCCGGUUCGUGCAGGUGUUCGGUUCCCGAACCAUAUAGUCUAAGUACACGAACUGAGACUUCUAUAUCACAGUUUACAGGGUCCAUAGUCGGUGGGCAGGUGGCUGGCAAGCAGGCUUCUCCAGGAACUCGUGGCAAACUCAUUUGAAAAAGGAAGUUUGUCACAGUGGUGCUGCCGUGAAAAAAACAAAAUAUAUACAACAUGCAGGUUAAGGAACAGAAUAUGGCAUCUUAACAUACCAACUUCCAGGUAUGCACCCAAUUCCUCUCCCUCAACUCUCCCCCCCUCCCCCCGUGCCGACUUUUAUUUUUCAGACCAUUUGGGAGCAAUUGACAAAAACUGUACUCUCUCUGACACUUGUAGCCAGCCCCCUUCAAAAGUUGCGUUGAUAAUAUUAAACUUCCACUUCCACAUUACCACUCCAUGCAACCAGGAUGGCAGUGGGUGGCAGAGAGUUGGGCACAGCCUAGUUAUAGUACUUAACCUAUUUAAUCAGUCCUGUCCAUGUGGAACUGAAUUAAUAUUGGUAAUGUUGAUAACGUCUUUUAUCAAUGCAAAUGUAGACAAGGCCAUCCAUGUGUAAGCCAUUGAUGGCUUUCUCUAACCCAAGUUAGCUAUUGCUCUUUUAAAUUAAUUAAAGACAUAAUGGAAGAAAAUCAAGGUUAGAGCAAGUCAAAGAUUUUAAAGUGAAAAAGAAAACCCCUGAAUUUCGUAAACUUAAUGAAAUGAGUGGAAAAAUCUAGAGAACUGUCCUUUGUUCUCUAAACGUUUUAAAUCACUGUUUGUCUAAUCCUCAUGAUGAAGUGUUAAAGUACUAGGAUCAAAUUCCUACGGUGCAAGUUAACUUUGCACAGUUAAAAAGAAAAAAAAAAAAUAUCUUUAUAAAUGCAGCACCAAACUUGAGAGAACCAGUGGUCAAGUUGGUAACUUCUUGCAGAUUUUUUUUUUCCCCCUUGGUUUCCAGCAGCUGCUUCUCAAAGCAGCGCUCUCAUUUCCAGAGCAUCUGCAGCAAAGGUCCACUGAUUCCACUUUCUAGAGCAGUUUUCAUGGAGAAAAUUUAGUAGAUCUGACUGCAAACACAUUUAUUAGAUGUAGCUGAUGGACGUAUUAUACUACUAUGAAAAUAAGAUUCUAUGGUAAAAAAUACUGUUUUUGUGAAACUGGUAAUAAGAUAGAACUGAUGAAAUGCCCAUUUGUCAAUAUUCAAGGAAAUAUGUCUAAAAAGUGUGUUAUGGCCAGAUUUAGAAGUUUGUGACUGCUAUCAAAGGGAAUCAAGUGUGAGUCAGCACAUGGAUGUGUUAGGACAGGGGGAGGAAACCUUCGACACCCCAGAUGUUGUGGACUAUAUUUCCAUUAAAGGACCACUACAGUGCCAGCAUACUCGUUUUCCUGGCACUAUAGUGCCCUGAGGGUGCCCCUUCUCUGAAACUGCUAUGUUUAUAAAAAAAAAAAAAAGGGUUAACCCUAGAAGGACCUGGCACCCAGACCACUUCAUUGACCUGAAGUGGUCUGGGUGCCUAUAGUGGUCCUUUAAUGCUUUUAUACCAUAGUGCUGGCAAAGCAUUAGGGGAGAUGUAGUCCACAACAUCUGGAGUGCUAAAAAUUGUCUACCCCUUUGUUUUUAUAUUGUACAGUGUGCAUCCUUAUUUUCAUAUUACCUUGCAUUUUCAGCCAUUUGGGGAAUACCUAUUUAGGCUUGCACCUUAGUGUGUGUGUGUGUGUGUGUGUGUGUGUAUUAUACACUCCAUGCAGCAUUAUAUUGUAGAUGAUAUUAUGCUGCCACAAAUUACUGGCUGUUUUGAUAAUUACAGUAUUAUGAAGUGAAGCUGCCUGCACCCCAGAAAAAAUGCGACUGUGCGAGAUUUUUAUGAAUGUGUUAAAGGGCUCUCUAUACAGGGCUGCAUAGAGCUCAUCAAUUAGUAUGGGUCCACUAAAAAUGGCCCCAGCUGACUUACAGGAGCCUCCAUUGAUACCUGGGGUUGGUGAUGUGAACAGGGAUUUUACCCUACUCACAGGGUGAUCUUUUAAUAGGCAUUUAAAUGCCUAUUUAUAGAGUUGUUUGCAGUGCUGGCUUAUAGUACUGCAGCUCAUCUAAAAGUCUGGGGUCACUAAAAAUUGCCCUAGCAGUCAGAGGAGAGCACCAUGUAUUCAUUGGUACCUGGGGUUUGCUGGUGUGAGCAGGGUUUUAACCCUGCAUGCACCAAAUGUGCAGUCUUUCUUCUAUGCUGUUCUAAAGGCAUGCUCUCGCAUCAUGAAGGGUUAAAAUGUUACCACUCUGCAACCACGUUAUGACAGGGUCUAAUGUUACUUUACAGACACUUGCUAGAACAGUUUUUUUUUUUUUUUUUUUUUAAAUAAAUGUCAAAUUGUUAUUUUUGUAUAAUGUAAAUAAAAGCUAAAUUUUUUUUCCAACUACAAACGGAAUCCUUGGAGUGCUGUCAUGGAAAAUUACCACACACACUAAAAGUGUAGACAAUGCAUAUGUUAUAUAAGAAGAAUAUCACGAAGAACAAACUAAAUAGAUGGGUAAACAAUAAAGAUGCCUGGCUAUAACAUUUUGAGCAUUAAAUGAGGUCUUAUUCAUAUGUCAACAAAUACAGAGAAUGAAUCAGGAGUGGAGCAGAGAGGAGCAUGUUAGCGAUAGCCCAGAAAAGGGGUCCAACAAUGGGUUGUCAUACUUGUGAACAUGCGCUCUUUUAGAUAUUUACUUCACGUUAUGUAGAUUCUAUCCACCACCAUUCAGGACAGUUGGCAGCUGAUUCCAUUGGUUAUUUCCUUUAAUACCACCGCCAUUCUCUUUAUUCCUCAUCCCACUUCUGAGUACCUCCCACCCAAGCAUUCAGUCACUCUAUGAAUCAUUUCUUGUACAUGACAGAGUUUGAAACACAAUAACAUGGACAUCAUUGUUCACAUAUUGAGAAAACAUGUGACCUGUUAAUUUAGUGAUUAAUGUUUCCUAUUUUGCUAUCUUCCCAAGAUUAGGAAAUGAAAACUGCUGACACCUACUGCUGUUUCCUUUUCAUUUUAGCAUUCCCAAAAAACAGUCAUCAACUUUUUAAACAUUGUAAAUACAUAUGUGAACAAGUUGUUUUUUUUUUUUUUUUUUGUUUUUUUAAUUCUUAACACAUUUUUUCUUUUCUUUCUUUGUGUGUGUGUUUUUUUUUUUUUUUUUUUCCUAUUCUUUUUCCAGUCCAGCCCGUCUUCUCCUGAGCCAGCAAGCCUUCCUACAGAAGAUAUCAGUACAAAUUCAAACGGUCCAAAGCCUGCUGAAAUAAUCCUAAGUGAUGACAGGGAAGACCUUUUUGCAGGUAUGGAUUUCUUUAGUACAUUUGUGGGGGAGUUAAUAUCAACAAAUAAAUUGCAAUGCUGAUUUGAACAUAUUACUAUAAAAGUGAAGAAGUUGAUAUUCCCAUUGUACCAGUUAAUUUAAUGCACACUGAAAUACUAGGCCAUAUAACACCCCUGUUUUGUUAUGGAAUACAUAAAGAUUCUUUAAAUAGGUGAAAUGGGAAUCAAAUGUCCCAAAAAUGAACUCUGCCAGUUGUAAACAGCGUGGUUUGCUUUCACACACCGGAUGUGUGUUAGUGAGGGCAAUUUUAGACAGUUAGAAAGUUUAUUUUUUGUUUUGUUAUAUGGUUUUUGGAGAGACUUUCACUGUUAAACUGAUUUACCCUUUUUGGACCUAUUUGUCUACUUGUAUCCUACUCUAUUGUGGGUUACCCCCACCUGAAGAGACUCUAGCAGCAAUUUUAGUAUUGUUUUUUUUUGUUUGUUUUUUUAAAAAGGGGGGAGGGGGCUACUACCUCACUUUCACAUUUUUUUUUUAUUACAGAUGUCAUUAUUUCACAAGUUUGUUGAUGGGGGAAGCUUUAUGAUGGAUAGAAAGGGAAGGUAUAGUGGCAUGACUGCCAGCUGAUUAUUGUUCGCACUGUCUACAUUCAAUAAGGGCAUUUAGGUAGCUGGGGCAUAUCUACGAAACCACUUUUUUCCUUGUUCUACAUUCCUACUACGGAGAGCCUGUAACUUUUAUAUUUAUAUAGCCUAGUACAAGCUUUCUGUCAGACUUGAGUUAUUUUGUUACACCUUGCCAUUUCCACCUGGUAUAUCACCAGAAAAGCGGUCUCUGUUUUUUUUUUUUAGUUUAAUUUAAUUAAUUGAGACCUUUUGGGUUUUUUUGCGGCAUCAAGGGAUACCUUUUGUUUAAGACCCUGAUAAAUUGUUUGCAAUUAAUUUGGGCUUGUUCGAUUCACAGGGGUUGUGUACUCCCUCAGGCUCGUGUUGCCUGACCCCCAUCAUGCAUCAUAGCCUCAGUUUAUUGUCUUUUACUUUUGUUUAAAUUAGAUACUCAAUAAAGUUUAUUUUUUUUGUUCUAUCAUUUUCGGAGAGACUUCCACUGUUACUUGUAUACCCUUUUUGAACUUUUUUUGUCUACUUGUAGCAUACAGUUUUAGAUAGCUGACAUUUUCUUUUCACUAAUCCGUUUACAGCAGUAUAUAUACUGUUAUGUACUAGAGCUAUAGAUAGUUAAGCCUUCGUUACCACUUGUAGUAGCAGUUCUUCUGUGUAAAGGUAGACAUACUAGAAAUUGCAUCUCUUUUCUUUGGUUUAUUUAAAUUAAAUAUAUUCUUUCACAUACAGGAAAAAAAAACAGAUUAAACAUCCUGCUAUUAGCUCACUUACCUAAACUAUAACAAUUACUUCUGGUUUCUCUAUGUUUGGUUUUUAGAAGCAACAGAUGAAGUCUCAUUGGACAGUCCUGAGAGAGAGCUAAUCCUUUCAUCAGAACCUAGUCCUGCCAUUACACCUGUAACACCUACAUCACUCAUAACUCCACGAAUGGAAUCUAUUAGUAUAUCUGCCCCAGUAAUAUAUGACCGAUCAAGAGAUGAGGUAAAUAUUAUUUAAUCUCCAAUAUUAGUAGAAUUUUUUUUUUUUUUCUCUUAAAUAUAUUUUUUUUCCAUCAAUUUCUCUUUCCUGUCCUGGUCCUGUUCUAAUAUAGAUACAAAGAAAGAGUGAUGAAAGUUAAUCAGUCUCAAUCAGUCUUGAUUGAGCUGGCAAACACUGUAGGGUUAUUUCACUAACGCCUAAAUUCUAUUCGAUUGUUAUUUGAAUUGCAUUUUACACCUACCACUCUCUCUCCCCUUUUGUGUUUUGUUUUUUUGCAUUUUUAUUAUUUUUUGCAAAGUUUAAUUUCUUUAUAUGUCUUGUGUAGAAAAAUCAUCCAUAGGUGCAUUCACAGCGAAUGAGGUAGAUAUUCAUAAUGCUGUAUUCCGUUUUAAAUAGUGUUCUGCCCUGCAGAGUAGCUCUUUUUCUUUAAUGUUGAAAUGCUCAACUGAUAUUUGUGCUACUAUGUAAUUACUAUUUAAAUGAGUACUAUGGGGUCAGGAACACAACCAUGUAUUUUUGACCCUAAAGUGUUAAAACAACCAUCUAGCCCUCUUGGCCCCCUCUUGCCUCCCUACAUAUAGUAAAAUCUUACUUGUAUUCAAGUCUCCAGCUCCUGGCUCUGCCUCUGUCUGCCACAGACCUGCCCCUGUCUGCUGACAUCAUCAGAAGUGGUGAUCUGAACCAAUCACAACGCUUCCCCAUAGGAUUGGCUGAGACUGUAAAGGAGGCAGAUCAGGGGCAGAGCCAGCACAAGUCAAACACAGCCCUGGCCAAUCAGCAUCUACUCAUAGAGAUGUAUUGAAUCAAUGCAUCUCUAUGAGGAAAGUUCAGUGUUUGCAUGCAGUGGAUGGGGACACUGAAUGGUAGUGCUGCACAUUAGGCAAGACUGCUUAAGGAAGCAGCUUUAGCAGCCAUCUAAGGAGCGGCCAGUGGAGUUAAAACUAGGCUGUUAUGUAAACACUGCAUUUUCUCCGAAAAAGACAGUAUUUACAGCAAAAUGUCUGCAGGGAAUGAUUCUACUCACUAGGACAUAUGCAAUAAGCUGUAGUUGUUCUGGUGACUAUAGUGCCCCUUAAAAAAAGCUGAGCAUUUUAACAAUCGUCAAUUGAAUGCAUCAACAUUGUUAAUUGAAUUUCUUAUUCUUGCCUUUUUCUUUUCAUUUACACAGAUUGAAGAAGAAGCAAAUGGAGACUUCUUUGAUAUUGAAAUAGGUGUUUCAGAUCCAGAAAAAGUUGGUGAGUUUUUUUUAAUUUUUUUAGUACUUUCACAUCAUUCCCUCUUUCUGACAAGUGAAGCUGUGUCUUGGAUAAUAAACAAUAUGGCUAAUCUGCGUGCUGCAAAGUGUAGCUGUUCUGGUAAUGCCAUAGUCAUGUUUUUUGCAGCUUCAAGUGCAAUCUAUACUUUGAAAGCUACGCACAUAAGUGGUGCCAGGAGAAAAUCUAGGUGAUUAGUUCUUAUAAAUUCGGUAGUAUCUGAAGAUCCUGUAAAUAAUUGUGAACUUGUGCUGUUCUCACACUCCAAUAUAAACAUAUUGCGGUUUGUCUCAAUUACUCUGUUAGUUAUUUUGUUAUGUCUUGUAUUUUAGGAGAUGGAAUGAAUGCUUACAUGGCGUAUAAAGUUUCAACAAAGGUUAGUUCCAUCCAAUGGCUUUCACUGCCUAUACAAAAUGCUUUUGAUUUUAUUAAAUUGCCAAAGUUGUUCUCUUUUUCAGACUUCUCUGUCCAUGUUCAACAAGAAAGAAUUCUCUGUUAAGAGACGAUUUAGUGACUUCCUUGGGCUACACAGUAAGCUAGCGACAAAAUAUAUGCACAUUGGAUAUAUUGUUCCCCCGGCUCCAGAGAAAAGUAUUGUGGGUAAGUACAAUGUACCGGUUAUUCUUGCAGCCAAAUGCAGAAUAUGUUGAUAUAUCAAGUUACAAUAUCUGCUGAGAGGACAACAUGCCUUACUGCCUUUCACUUUUAUGCAUUUCCUAAAAUAGCUAUAUGUCCUAAUGCUUGUUUUGAGCAGGAAGUAGUUUGGAUACCUUGCCUCCUUCCUGCAAUUUGUUUUAGUUAAACAAUACUGGAAAAGGAAGGAAAACUAAAGGCCAUGCUCAGAGAAAGAAAGGAGCUGGAGGAAGUUAAAUUGAAACUGUAGCAAAAAAAAGUCACCAUUGUUAAUUAUUGAAAGUGUUUCUGUGCUAUUUGUAUUUGAAACUCUUCAGCCUUUUCUCUUUUGUUUUAUAAUAAUUUUGAACUUAAAUCUGUUGACUUGUCAAAUUUGUUGUAGUGUUACAAUACACUUUUAUCAUCUGUUGUGCCCAACUCUUUGCUGCAUCCUCACCAAAGUCCUGUUCAUAACAGUGAAUUACAGUGGUGGAGAUUCUCAUAAAACUCAGUUACAAGGCAGGACCAUCCCUUAUCUGGAAACCAUAGCAUUGCAUAAAAUUUUGAAAAUCAUCUUCAAAUUCUCUGGCAGAUUGAUUCAGUAUGCGUUAAUUUGCUUUGGAAGCUUUUGUUUUUUGCACAGCCCACUAGGUUAUUAAGCUCAAUGUGGCACAAAAAGGCCUGUUCACUUACAGCAGAUAUACAGCCACAACAUACUGCAAACAAAGUAUUCGCAAGAAUCACUUGCAGAAGAACAAGCACAAGUGUUGUUCACCUGCCAUUCACACAGUUAAGCAGUCAUUUUCUUUUUUUCAAAUCCCCAAAAUACCUCCUGCCACUUUGUGCUAAAAACCCGACAGUUCAGUGAAGUAGCUGCAGGUACGCGUAAUUACGCUGAUUUUGGUAAAGCAAGCUAAGGAUUGGACUGAUAUUUUCCUUACACUGUCACUCUAAUAGUUGUUUUAAAUAUUGGCCUACACUCAUCUCCACUUCACAGCCCAAAGUAAACAAAAUAACCACUGCUUAGUAGAUACCCCCAAUUAAAACAUGCCUGCAUUUAAUUAUGUAUAUUUUCAUAAGAGAUAAAUCUUGAUACCACUUGCAAAAGCAGCAGAGCCGUGGUCUGAAGGCUUUGGAAGUCCUUCCUAACUUUUUGACUGUCCAACCACAGACUUUCCAAGUCAACUGAAUGAGUAGUAUUUGCAAGUUAGGUGCUGUGGGCAAUUGCUGCCGCUGUAGUUUAGAUUCAUGAGCUAACCAAAAAGCUAGUAGAAGGACUGGUUGCCUGAUUGACAGUCCGUGUGUAACAAAGCUAAUUUAUAGAAAUGCCAAUUUCUUUUCAAACCUGCACUUUUUGUAAAAUGAAAAAAGAGAGCGCACGCUUCAUGCAUAAAGCACUUCAGUAAGCCAAAGUGCUUUAUAGGAUUGAAGUGUCCUAUUAAAUGUAUGGCUAGUUUCUCCUAUUCUGUAUUUUGGAUCCCUGAGGUGAGUAUGCUAAUAUAUAUUAUUAUUAUUAUUAUCCCUAUAUCAGGGUAGGGAUUGUGUUAGGUUCUGGAUCUUGCGUAAACACCAUCCAUAACAUUUGCCAGUAUUUAAAAAAACAAAACAAAAAAAAAAGAGUUCUUUUAUGAUAUGCUCUGUUCUAUUUUAAAUGUAUAUUAAAAUGUAUUAAAUCCAGUUAAAGGACCACUAUAGUGCCAGGAAAACAUACUCAUUUUCCUGGCACUAUAGUGCCCUGAGGGUGCCCCCACCCUCAGGUCCCCCUCCCGCCGGGCUCUAGGGUGAUGAAGAGGUUAAACUUGCCACUUUCUACAGCGCCGGGCGGGGGACUCUCCUCCUCCUUGGCUGAAUGCGCAUGUGCGGCAAGAGCCGCGCGCGCAUUCAAACUGCUAUGUUUAUAGAAAAAAUGGUUAACCGUAGCUGGGUCUGGGUGCCUAUAGUGUUCCUUUAAGUUCAGUUUAAUUUCUCUGUAUUCUAUCCCUAUAUUGACUGUCAGGUGCAAAGGUCAGAAUUUAUAACGAUGAUUGACAGGGAGCUAAGACGGAGUGCUCAGUUAAAGGUUAAAAAGGCUCUGUAAUUCUAAGUUCUUUACCCCUAAGUAACCAAUAAUUUACCAAAAUUUCACAUGUGGAAAUGCUGAGGAUGAAUAGCAGAACACUUGGUGUUUUAAUUACAGUGAUAGAUGACAUGUCAGGGCUGUCACGAUUAGUUGCCUUUUCUGACCCUGCUAUUAAUGGGUAAAAGAGCAUUCCAUCUUGAGCUUUGUAGAACUAGGAUAAUGGCUGUCUAGAUAGACUUCACUACAAUGAAACCUUAAAGGCUUUCACUUUAGUUAAAUAUAUGUUCCAUUUAGUGAAACGUUUUGAAUUGAGUUCUUAAGUCAGGCUAAAAAUUACUUUUUUUUUUUUUCAAAUAAAUAAUUUUUGCCUUUCUUGGAUGGUGAAUUAUGACUUAUGGGAUAAAUUUCCCCUGAAUACGAUUUAGGUAGAAACACUCAUAAUGCAAUGCUUCAGAACUCCCCUCAGUCUUGACCAGGUCCUAUAAGAACUUCCUUUAGAAAAUUAGCUUGGACCCUUUGGUAGGUUUGCCGCUGCUUUUGUUAAUGUGGAAGUCCUCCUGAUGUUACAGGCCUAUAUUAAAGGAUUUCUAUAGUGGCAGGAAAACAAAGCUGUUUUUCCUGGCACUAGAGGUUCCUACAGUGUUCUCCUCCUGCGGUUGUGAAGGGGUUAAAACCCCAUUCAGACACUUAUCUGAAUCCAGUGCCGAUGUCCCUUGGUGCUUGGUCAGACUCCGCCCACGAUACUCCCGCCCGAUGUCGGCCAGUGGGGGAGACUUAAUGCACAUGCUUUCCUGUGGGGAUUCCGGUGACGCUGGAAGUCCUCAUGCAUAGCAUGAGGACGUCCAGCGUCAUUUAGUCGACCAAAAGUCGCCUAAAGACAGCCACUAGAGCAGGAGUUAACCCUAGCAGGUACAGUAUAUACUCGAGUAUAAGUCUAGUUUUUCAGCACAUUUUUUGUGCUUAAAAACACCCACUCGACUUAUACUCGAGUCACUGUCUGUAUUAUGGCAACUUAGAGAGCCGCGGCCGUCAGAGCCGUGGCAACGAUGCGCGCGACAACCAGACCGCGAGACUUACAGUGGAGCUGACCAGAACGGAGGAGAAGGGAGCUGACAGGAGCUGCAGGAAAGGUAAGUAAAUGCUUCCUACUGGCCCCCCCACUUCACAGCCCAUGCCACUGGACCACUAGGGAUUAAGAUAGCCCCCCUCCCUGACUGGUUAACAAGCAGGGAGGGGGGACAAUUUUUUUUUAAAAUAAUUAAAAAAAAUAUUAAAUUUAAAAAAAUAAAAAUAAAAAUGCCCUCCCCCCAUCCAGUUCACACACACUACACAAACACACACUCUUCAUUAUAUACACACUCUGCAUUAUAUACACAGAGUCUGUGUAUAUAAUGCAGAGUGUGUGUUUGUAUGAGUGUGUGUGUGUAUAUAAUUAUAAAAAUCACAGAAUUUCAUAGCCCCAAGUUUUACCCUCGACUUAUCCACGAGGCAUAGCAUAUUUCACAAUUGUUGGUCACAAAACUGCACUCGACUUAUACAUGAGAUCGACUUAUACACGAGUAUAUACGGUAAUUAUUGCAGUUUCUCAGAAACUGCAAUAAUUACCACUGUACGUUUAAAGGACAUGGGACAUUGCACCCAGACCACUUUAAUUAGCUAAAGUGGUCUGGGUGUCUACAGUGGUCCCUUUAAAGCUGUGAUUUCUGACCUCAUUAGCUUUUUGCCUCCUACUCCAAAAUGCUUGUGAUUGAAUCCUGCUAAGUGUGCUACUGAUGUGCCCUCUCCUGUCAAGUAGGAUGCUAGCUUUGGCCAUGGCUACUUUUCAGGGUCUGAUUGUGGUUCCAUCUCUGAGCUUCCUGGUGCCGUUUAGGUUAUGCUGGAGGAGGAUGUGUCAUUGGUUAUAAUGGUUGAGCACGUUCUCCUCUUUUAGGUUCUUGAAGUGAUGAAGGAUCACCCACUGCAGAGUAGGGAUUUAAGGUGCCGGAUUAAUUUUGCAAACUGUAUGUGGCAGGUUUCUGGAAUUUUUCUGCUCUUAUGCCCUGUGAACAACAGGAACGUACAAAUCAGGGAUUUCCUUGGUCCUUUCCUUAAAUUUAAUUUAAAAGACUACCGUAAUUUGGUGUUUUGAAAAGACAUAGUUCAAAAUCUAAUUUGAGUUCAUGCCACCUCUUUGCCUCUGCUUGUAGUUUGUUACAUAUUGUGUUAAGCUGACAAACACUAUUUAUGUAUUACUGUUUUUUUUUGUUUUUUUAAACUUGAUUACUUCUUUUCAAGGCAUGACUAAAGUUAAAGUUGGAAAAGAAGAUUCAUCAUCAAAUGAAUUUGUGGAAAAAAGGAGAGCUGCAUUAGAAAGGUAACAUGUCGAUGAUUUUCUCUUUUGUUAGCUUGUUUGUGAUUUUUAAUUGGCAUUGAUUGAAGAAAAAAACAAACAAACAGCUCUGUCACCAAAAUAUAUAUAUGUGUGUGUGUGUGUGUGUGUGUGUGUGUAUGUAUGUAUGUAUAGAGCUGCUUUCAGUUGUUUGCUAUUUAUAUAUAAUGAAGCAUGUCCGCAAGAGUCACAACAUGAUCUACACCCCAAAGCUGUUUUGUGUUUGCUGAAGUUGAUUUAAUGCUUUGUGUGUUGAAAAUGUGAACCCAUACUUUUUAUGUAUUUCUUGUAAUUUCAUAGGGAUGAUGUUUUACUUGUGAGUUGCAGGUUUGAAAACAUGAUCUACAUUUUUAAAUUAACAAGUAGGUCAUGUGAAAUAUAGCAAGUGUUGAGCAGGCAUUGCACCCUAAAGCACUCCCAACAUCUCUCUGUGACUUAAUUAUCUCUCUCAUAAACUACUGGUUAGUUAAUGCAAAAGGCGGUUUAUAAACCUAACCAUGUGGUCACAUUGAAGAGUCCUUACAACUAUAUGCCUGAGUAAACCGAGGAUACCUUAUAAAUUAUGAUGAGACACAUUUCUAAAAUCUGAUUUAAUGAUUGGCACUCUGAAGAGAUCGAGGUACCAUAGUGACUGAUGCUUUAUCAUGAUAGUUAUAAUCAGACUGUAUAGCCUUCUUUCAACUACAGUCAUGAGGACCAUCAAGGGGUACAUUUCACAUUUCAAACACUUGUGGUAUAACCUGGAACAAAUAUACAAAAUAAAACUACUGUAUAUCCAGCAAAUAUUUUACGGCCUUUGACCAUACCAACCCUUUAUCCAUACUCUGUUUCCUGGCCAUCCACAGACAAAGCUCUUGAGGUUAUUUUUGUUUGUUUUUGUGUUUUUUGGGGGGUCCUCUUAACGUAUGUUUAUUAACAUUAAUUAAUGUGGCUCUGGCAUGUUUUGUCUGUCUUUUCUUUUGCCUUUCCUUUCUUUACGUUCUUCCCCAACACUUGCCUUUAAUUAUACUUUAAAGAAGCACUAUAGGGUCAGGAACACAAACAUGUAUUCCUGACCCUAUAUGGUUAAAACCACCAUCUAGCCACCCUGGUCCCCUCAUGCCUCCUUAAAUAUAGUAAAAUCUUACUAGUAUUCAUGUCUGCAGGUGAAUGCUUUGUCCCUGUUUCCUUUAGACCUGCCCACUGCCUGCUGACGUCAGCAGAAGUGGUAGCCUGAUCCCAUCACAGUGCUUCCCCAUAGCAUUGGUUGAGACUGACAAAGAGGCAGAUCAGGGGCAGAGUCAGCACAAUUCAAACAAAGCCCUGGCCAAUCAGCAUCUACUCAUAGAGAUGAAUUGAAUCAAUGAAUCUGUAUGCGGAAAGUUCAGUGUCUCCAUGCAGAAGGAGGAGAUACUGAAUGUUUGGAUGCAUUUUAGGCAGCCACUAGGCUGUAAUUUAAACACUGCAUUUUCUCUGAAAAGACAGUGUUUACAGCAAAAAGCCUGAAUGUAAUGAUUCUGCUCACCAGAACAAAUUCAAUAAGCUUGUUGUUCUGGUGACUAUAGUGUCUCUUUAAAUCCUUGUGCUGCAUCUCAAUAUCUUGGUGUAGCCAUUUUUAAUUUUUUUUUUGUCUGCCAUGUACCCUUUUAUGACAUCAUUUAUAAAAAAAAAUUUGUGUGUGGUUUUUGUAAAUGUAUUUUUCAAAUGAACUAGGAACUUUGUUUAUGCUCAAAACUAAGGCCACUUAGGGAGAAAAAAAGUAAAAGAAACCAAUUCAGACACAGAGCUAUAUAUAAGCAGAUAAGAUUGGUGAAAAGCUACCUGAUGACUGGACAGCAAACUCUUUGAAACUUCAUGCUAUGGGUCAUUUGUAUCCUUUUGCCAAUAGAACAUUUUGUCAUACACUUCCAAUUCUGUACAAGAAAUUGUGAGUUGCUAUUCAUACGAUUUCAGUCAAAAACUGACCAGCUGGUAAUUGUCAUUUAUUGCACACAAAAAGAUUGUAUGAUUUAAAACGUAUGAAAUUUUCUAGAUAUCUUCAGCGCACAGUAAAACAUCCCACACUGUUACAAGACCCAGAUGUGCGACAGUUCUUGGAAAGCAAUGAGGUAACUUUUUUUUUUUUUUUUCGCAUUGUGUAUGAUCUGAUUUUGAUAUCUGCAAAAAACUGUAACAUUUGGGUUAAUAGAAUGAAAUUAAAUAGAGACUACAAAUAUUUCACUCGGGUGCAGUGUGCCUGAUUUGGAAGGGGCUUCUGCAUGCCACCACAUUUAUUUCCUUAUGUCAUCUAGAUGGAGGAAGUAGUCACAAAUUACUUUUUAGCUAUACUUUUGUUUUUAGUAUGUUUAAUUCUUGACCAAUACAAUUUGUCAAUUAAAAGUAUACGUCUCUGAAGGUGAACUUGUUAUCAAUAUAUUUUGUACGGUUUUAUUUGUUGAUACUUCAUGCACGAAUUGGACAAUCACAUGUUGGAUAGCCCAGAUUUUCAAAUGAUCUUCGGAGCAAUGUCUUGGAAAGUAAAUUCUUAUUCCUUAUACUCUUUCUUGCCAUCUUCCAAAGUAAAUCCUGUUUCUUUGUUUCAGAGGUUGCAAAAAAAACAAGUAACCAGCAUUAUUUAGCGUAUAAGCUUUGGGACCUCUAUUCUCUUGACCUUUACAACCCCUAGUUUUGUUCAUCUAAAUGUAGAUGACCAUCAAACGUAAAUAGUAAUUCUAUUUUUUAGGUUUUCCACUGGGACAGUGAGGGUAGUAAAUCAGAAAAAAUGAGUUUACUCUAUAUUGAAAUGUAGGAGAGUGCAGAAAACAUAACAUCCUUUUAUUUGCACUUGGGUGCCCUGCUAAGACUCCAACCUUUUAACCGGUUUGUUUGCCCUUAUUUGUCAUUCAAUUGCAGCUGCCAAGGGCGGUUAGCACCCAGGCUUUGAGUGGAGCAGGAUUAUUGAGGAUGGUGAACAAGGCUGCGGAUGCUGUCAACAAAAUGACAAUCAAGAUGAAUGAAUCGGAUGCUGUAAGAACAGAUAUUUUUUUUUUUUUUUGGGGUGGGGGAUUGCAUAAUGAUGGUCUAACAAGUCUAAACAAUUGCAUUUUAGGCCUUUACGGGCAGAAAGUAAGAUGAUUUACGUAUUGACUCUUCUGUUCUCUUGACUGACACAGUUGUAUGUAAGCUUGUCAACUACUACAAAUCCUAAUAUAAAAUGUUUUUUGUUGCUUGAUAAAUUGGAUCUUUUUAUUUGUAUUCAUGGUUAGUGGUUUGAAGAAAAGCAGCAGCAAUUUGAGAAUCUCGAUCAGCAACUCAGGAAGCUGCAUGCCAACGUUGAAGCUUUGGUCUGUCACCGCAAAGGUUGGUAUUUUCAUUAUGGUAAUUUCCAAAGAGAAGUGGAAAAUGUUUUAAUUGGACAUUCUCAUCAAUCAAUUAAUGCUUUGAAAAUCAAACACUUGGGACAGUCCCCGAAAAAUGCAUUUUUUUUAAAGUCCUGAUACAAACGUAAAUGCUUUUAGCAUUUAAUAGAGCAAUUAAAAGGUGUGUUUCCAUUCAACAAAAGUGUGUGUGUGUAUACUACAUUUUGGAUUAUAGAUUCUGUGGUUUUGAUUAGCUACAUAAAUAAGUACAAUACAAUGUAAAUGGCCUGUGGUCUUGACAAUUCCUAAUCUAAAUGGGGGAUGUUGCAAACUUGGAGGAACUUUCAUGAUGGGAUGGGAUCCAAGCAGGUCUUGACAUAUAUUUCCUAAGUAACUAGGAGCAUGGGUCAACAGAUAUGAUACACUUAAGUUUUUCUGCCUUUUAUCUUUUUUUUUUUUUUGUUGAACAUAAGAUACUGUGCCCUGCACUAUUUCUUAUUCAUUCUUCCUGCAUUGCCACAUACUGUUCAUUGUAUGUAAACCUAUUUACUCUACCCUGUCAUACGGACUGUACGGUGAACAAAUACACCACGCAGUUAAAGACUGUAUUAUGUGACUUUGGCUAUAUUUUGCUGGCUUUAAACCUAUUGGAAUUUUGGAAUGUAGAGUAGUUUGGUACUUUUACCCCUAAUGAACAUAGAAAAUAGAAACUUAAUGCAAUGUUAACGUAUCGCUAGCUGUACUAUAAAGAUGAAAUCACGGUUUUACCCUACACUUUUAUGCUAGCUAUACAUCCCAUGUUUUCUAUGUUUCAAACAUUUUGCUAUUUUUAAAUGAGAAGACCUUGGUUGUUUUGUAUCAUUAUUAUUUGGUAUUUAUAUAGCGCCAAUAUGUUAUGCAGCACUGUAAAAAAAACUAGAGUACAAAUAUUGAACAUAUAUUAAUAAAGAAGGAACAAUAAUCUUACUCAUGAGUUUACAAUCUUGUAAAUACUGUACUUUAAUAUAAAUUACUUAGCCAGAUAAAUUGUGAGUAAAAGGAGACACAAAAGGUCAAUAUAUGGAGCAUUGCUUGCUGUGAAAUUGAAAUAAUGCAAUGAAUAAAGGUAGAAUGAGGAGGGGCUGCAGGAUGGGUAAUAAUAGCAAAACUUUUGGUUUGUUUGCUGAUGGAAUUCAGACGAUGAAUCUGAAGAUGGAAGGGAGUGAAAAUCUGUUUAACCCCUUAAGGACCAAACUUCUGGAAUAAAAGGGAAUCAUGACAUGUCAUGUGUCCUUAAGGGGUUAAAAGCUUCAAUGCUAUUAAUAGGAUGAAAACUGUGACCUAGUUUAAUAUACCAGUCCCAUGUUGUUACGUGUACAUCAUACACACCUAGUGUACUGCUGCACAAUGUACCCAGUUUAUUCUGUGUUACCCCAUGCAGUGCUUUAAAGCUGUAUAUAUGUUGUUGUUCUUGUCUAGAGCUUUCGGCUAACACUGCUGCCUUCGCCAAGAGCGCUGCUAUGUUGGGCAAUUCUGAGGAUCAUACAGCCUUGUCGAGGGCCUUAUCUCAGCUUGCUGAAGUAGAAGAAAAAAUUGACCAGCUUCAUCAGGAGCAGGCCUUUGCUGACUUCUAUUUGUUUUGUGAACUUCUGAGUGACUACAUCAGACUAAUUGCUGCAGUAAAAGUAAGUGUUUAGUAAAAUUUUGCAUACAAUCUUAUAUUUGUCCUACUCUUUCAAAAGAAGCAUACUGCAUUAUAUAAGAAAGUAAAAUAUUAGAUUUGAAUCCAAUAAAUUUCAGGAGUGGUAUUCCUUUAAAUGGGCAAUAUAUGAAGCAGAUAUUGAAUAACUUGUAAAAGACAAUAAUAGAAAUCUAAUAUAAAUAUUACAAUAAUUCACCUUUUGUUACCAUGCAUUAAUAAAAACAUGUAUCUUAAAUAUGUAGAAAAUAUAUAUAACUUUAUAGUAGAAAUGUCUCUGUAUAAAUAGUCUCUUUUUAAAAAGACACCGUGGUCUGUGAUUUGUUAGCUGUUACAGUUUUCUCCAGUUAUGAUCGAACUGGAAUAUGUUAACUGAAUGAGCUAAUUUAGUGUUGUACAAAAUUAUAUAUAUAAGCCAAUGUGAUAUAUAAUUGUAUGUACUUAGUAUAAAAUAUAAUAGCUAACAGAUCAUGGUUAAUGAUCUGUAGUUUAGUAGAUAAGUUCCAUGUUGUUCACAAAAAGUGAAACAAAAUCCGAAGUGCUAAGUGCAAUAAAAUACGUUUAUUCAAUAAAAAAGAAAAGUUGUGCACUUACAAAAACGCAAAGAGUCUAAGUGCUUAACUGGAAUCUGGAGAACCUGGUGUUUGCAGCUCGUUCUUUUCGGUCCGCCGGCAGAUGAAUGGACCUGUGGAUAGCCGCGUGCGUGUCACCGAUCUCCUGCGUUCCAAGUGAAGCCCGGUCUUCUUUGCGAUAAGUGCCACAAAGUGUUAGAGUCCUUACGCGUUUCGUGAGUCUAAUGCUCACUUCAUCAGAGGAUAUUGUGCAAGGAGAACCCACGGGUUUAAAUAGCUGAUUGCUGCUUCAGUUUAUAUUAACCCUUUCAUGCUUGUGUUCAUACUUGCUCUGAAAAUUGUUUUAAUACUGUACAUAUAUAUUAUUAUAAUAAAUUUGAUCUUUGAAGAAUAUAUUUCAUCAUAUAAAACACAUUAAAGGAGAAAAUUCUAAAAAGUUAUUAUAAAAAGAAUUUAACACUUCACUAAAAAUAUUUCAUUAGAAAAUAACAUUGUUUUAUAAUAAAAAGGGUGACAUCAUUAAAAGGAUAUAAUAAUGUUAUAUAGUAUAUGUUAAAAAUAGUGUAACUGCAUGUUAAAAUGAUAAUACAGAUAUCUUAGAGAAUUAUACAGUGUUUGUUUAUACAAAUGGAGAUAAAGACUUUUGAUAUGGAGAAAACUUCCAUCAAUAGUAUAGGAAUGAACAGUAAAUAAAUAAAAUAUAUGUGUAAAUAUAAAAAUAUGUGUAAAUAUAAAAACAUGAAAAGAUAAGAACAGAUUUAAAAAGAUAAAUAUUUUAUAUUUUAUAGGAAUGCUCGCAACUCAAAAUCUAUAUUAAGUCCUUUUGGUUCUAGUGUAUCUAAUUUAAAUAUCCAGCUUGCUUCUGCUUUAUCUAAUUCUUUAUUUAAGUCGCCUCCUCUCCAUGGGAUGUUUACUUUCUGUAUUGCCAUAAAUAUGAGGCCUUCAGGAUUUCUCUUAUGUUUAACAUCAAAAUGCUUUGAAAGAUUGUGUGAAUAAAGUCCAUUUCUAAUAUUCCUAAUAUGUUCUCCCAUUCUUGUUUUAAAUGCUCUUUUAGUGCGCCCUAUGUAUAAUUUCUCACAGGGGCAUUUUAACAAAUAAAUUACGCCAGUAGUGUUACAUGUCAGUUGUGAUUUAAUUUUAAAUAAAUCUUGUGUUUGGGGAUGAGCAAAUUGUGUUGUUUUAGUUGGUUGAUUUAAAUUAUUUUUGCAAGCUUUACAUUUUCCACAUUUCCAAAAACCUGAAGAUUUAUUUGUGGUAAUGGUAGUAUUUUCUUGUGUUUUUUCUUGUUUAGUAGUGGGGGCUAAUAAUAGACUUAGAUUUGGAGCUCUAGAAUAUAUUAUCCUAGGUUUAUUUUCUAGUAUUAGAUCUAAUUGGGGAUCACCUUUUAGUAUGCUCCAAUUUUUUUGUAAAAUUUUUUUGAAUUCCUGAGUAUGAUUAUUGUAUCUGGUUAUAAACGCCGGAGCUUCUAAAUUAAUGUUAGUGGUUUUUAGUUUUGUUGCUAAAAUCUGUUCUCUUGUUAGGCUUGAGGUUUUGGAUAGGGCUUCAUUAAGUAUGUUUGUUGUAUAGCCUUUAGCUUGGAAUUGUGAUACCAUAUUUGUAGUUUGUUCAUCACAAAUAUUGGGUUCUGAGCAAUUUCUUUUAAUUCUCCUAAAUUGGCUAAAUGGAAUAUUGUUAAGCCAACUUUUUUUAUGAAAACUGUUGUGAGGGAUAAAACUAUUACAUGCUACUGCUUUCCUAAAUGUUUUAGUUUCUAAUUGGUUGUUCUUGACAUAAAUCUCUAAAUCCAAAAAUUCCAAUUUUUCCGUGGAUUGAUUAAAUGUGAAUUUAAGAUUGUAAGGGUUAAAAUUAAGGUGUUCUUUAAAGUGUUCAAGUGUUGCAAUGUCUCCUUUCCAAAUAAAAAUGCAAUCGUCUAUAUAACGAUGCCAUGAGACCAGAUUUGCGCCAUAUGGGUUUAUUUAAAAUUAAAUCACAACUGACAUGUAACACUACUGGCGUUAAAUAACCCAUAUGGCGCAAAUCUGGUCUCAUGGCAUCGUUAUAUAGACGAUUGCAUUUUUAUUUGGAAAGGAGACAUUGCAACACUUGAACACUUUAAAGAACACCUUAAUUUUAACCCUUACAAUCUUAAAUUCACAUUUAAUCAAUCCACGGAAAAAUUGGAAUUUUUGGAUUUAGAGAUUUAUGUCAAGAACAACCAAUUAGAAACUAAAACAUUUAGGAAAGCAGUAGCAUGUAAUAGUUUUAUCCCUCACAACAGUUUUCAUAAAAAAAGUUGGCUUAACAAUAUUCCAUUUAGCCAAUUUAGGAGAAUUAAAAGAAAUUGCUCAGAACCCAAUAUUUGUGAUGAACAAACUACAAAUAUGGUAUCACAAUUCCAAGCUAAAGGCUAUACAACAAACAUACUUAAUGAAGCCCUAUCCAAAACCUCAAGCCUAACAAGAGAACAGAUUUUAGCAACAAAACUAAAAACCACUAACAUUAAUUUAGAAGCUCCGGCGUUUAUAACCAGAUACAAUAAUCAUACUCAGGAAUUCAAAAAAAUUUUACAAAAAAAUUGGAGCAUACUAAAAGGUGAUCCCCAAUUAGAUCUAAUACUAGAAAAUAAACCUAGGAUAAUAUAUUCUAGAGCUCCAAAUCUAAGUCUAUUAUUAGCCCCCACUACUAAACAAGAAAAAACACAAGAAAAUACUACCAUUACCACAAAUAAAUCUUCAGGUUUUUGGAAAUGUGGAAAAUGUAAAGCUUGCAAAAAUAAUUUAAAUCAACCAACUAAAACAACACAAUUUGCUCAUCCCCAAACACAAGAUUUAUUUAAAAUUAAAUCACAACUGACAUGUAACACUACUGGCGUAAUUUAUUUGUUAAAAUGCCCCUGUGAGAAAUUAUACAUAGGGCGCACUAAAAGAGCAUUUAAAACAAGAAUGGGAGAACAUAUUAGGAAUAUUAGAAAUGGACUUUAUUCACACAAUCUUUCAAAGCAUUUUGAUGUUAAACAUAAGAGAAAUCCUGAAGGCCUCAUAUUUAUGGCAAUACAGAAAGUAAACAUCCCAUGGAGAGGAGGCGACUUAAAUAAAGAAUUAGAUAAAGCAGAAGCAAGCUGGAUAUUUAAAUUAGAUACACUAGAACCAAAAGGACUUAAUAUAGAUUUUGAGUUGCGAGCAUUCCUAUAAAAUAUAAAAUAUUUAUCUUUUUAAAUCUGUUCUUAUCUUUUCAUGUUUUUAUAUUUACACAUAUUUUUAUAUUUACACAUAUAUUUUAUUUAUUUACUGUUCAUUCCUAUACUAUUGAUGGAAGUUUUCUCCAUAUCAAAAGUCUUUAUCUCCAUUUGUAUAAACAAACACUGUAUAAUUCUCUAAGAUAUCUGUAUUAUCAUUUUAACAUGCAGUUACACUAUUUUUAACAUAUACUAUAUAACAUUAUUAUAUCCUUUUAAUGAUGUCACCCUUUUUAUUAUAAAACAAUGUUAUUUUCUAAUGAAAUAUUUUUAGUGAAGUGUUAAAUUCUUUUUAUAAUAACUUUUUAGAAUUUUCUCCUUUAAUGUGUUUUAUAUGAUGAAAUAUAUUCUUCAAAGAUCAAAUUUAUUAUAAUAAUAUAUAUGUACAGUAUUAAAACAAUUUUCAGAGCAAGUAUGAACACAAGCAUGAAAGGGUUAAUAUAAACUGAAGCAGCAAUCAGCUAUUUAAACCCGUGGGUUCUCCUUGCACAAUAUCCUCUGAUGAAGUGAGCAUUAGACUCACGAAACGCGUAAGGACUCUAACACUUUGUGGCACUUAUCGCAAAGAAGACCGGGCUUCACUUGGAACGCAGGAGAUCGGUGACACGCACGCGGCUAUCCACAGGUCCAUUCAUCUGCCGGCGGACCGAAAAGAACGAGCUGCAAACACCAGGUUCUCCAGAUUCCAGUUAAGCACUUAGACUCUUUGCGUUUUUGUAAGUGCACAACUUUUCUUUUUUAUUGAAUAAACGUAUUUUAUUGCACUUAGCACUUCGGAUUUUGUUUCACUUUUUGUGAACAACAUGGAACUUAUCUACUAAACUACAGAUCAUUAACCAUGAUCUGUUAGCUAUUAUAUUUUAUACUAAGUACAUACAAUUAUAUAUCACAUUGGCUUAUAUAUAUAAUUUUGUACAACACUAAAUUAGCUCAUUCAGUUAACAUAUUCCAGUUCGAUCAUAACUGGAGAAAACUGUAACAGCUAACAAAUCACAGACCACGGUGUCUUUUUAAAAAGAGACUUUUUAAAAAGAGACUAUUUAUACAGAGACAUUUCUACUAUAAAGUUAUAUAUAUUUUCUACAUAUUUAAGAUACAUGUUUUUAUUAAUGCAUGGUAACAAAAGGUGAAUUAUUGUAAUAUUUAUAUUAGAUUUCUAUUAUUGUCUUUUACAAGUUAUUCAAUAUCUGCUUCAUAUAUUGCCCAUUUAAAGGAAUACCACUCCUGAAAUUUAUUGGAUUCAAAUCUAAUAUUUUACUUUCUUAUUGCAUUUAAAGGGUUUUUAUAGUGGAACCCUUUCUUUCAGUUGAAGAGGUUUUUCCUUUAAGCCACAUUAUAUACUCUUAUAUUUAAGGUCCAUAUUUGAACCUUAUUUUACCCUUUUCUUUAUACUGCAUUAUAUGCCCAAGAGCAUAUGUGGACCUGUCACAAAGAAAGUGACCCAGAUUUAAACCAAAAAUAUUACUACCAAUAACUUGCAAGGAGCCUACCAGAGAUGGACACGUGACAGUAAAGACCACAAAGUUCAGCACCAAUAAAUGUGCUUAAAUCACUAUCUUAUUUGAGACAGCACACAUGCAAAUAAUCAAAUAAGACCGAAAGAUUGACUUUUGUAUCAUAAAUAUUUGGUGUACAUACUUUUGUUUGAUAUUUGUGGUUUUUGCACUUGGGGUAGUGUCCCUUUAUGGUAGCAUCCAGCCCAGCUUUUGGUUAAUAGUGAGAGAUACUGUACAUGCUUUCUGAUAAAAGGUUAGACAUACCUAUUUAAAUAUUGGGGGCGGUCGCUUUAACUUAAACGGUGAGUAGGACAAUAUGGCAUUUAGAAUAUACAUUUUCACUGUGUUUUGCUCUGUGCAAUUGGAUUGGCUGAGAUCAAGAUUUAUAAUCUCAGCCAUGGAGGCGCAGCUUGGGAGAAAGGGUAUAUAAAAUCACCUUUUCAGCUUGAUCAGAGCGGGGCCAGUAACUAAAACAACCACACCAGCAUUAUAAUGUCAGGAAUACAUGUUUGUAUUCCUGACCAUGUAGUGUUCCUUUAAGAUGACCCUACUCUAGAGUCCCAUGGUGGCAUGCUGUUGCAUCUACAUGCUUCCACUUUUCAAUAAUUGUUCUUAGUUGACAUGGACAUAUCUAGUAGGGCAGACAUUUUUCAAACAGACACUGGCAUCGUCUGGAGAUGCCACGUUUUAAAGUCCUUGAACUCUUCAAUCCAUUGUACUGCCAUGCUUGUCUAUGGAUAUGUCAAGGCUAUGUGCUGGAUUUUAUGCACCUAUAGCAGCGAGUGAAAACCUGCAUGUUUCUAAGAGGUCUAGCUGCAUGAUCAUAUGGAUUAAUCCCUUUAGUCUGCAGAAAUUAUGCAGUGAAUUCUCUCUGAUUUUAUUGCUGCUCACAAUAUCUUUACCAUUGUACACUAUAGUGAACCAGCUAAUAUUAAGCUAUGCCGGGUUGAUCCUGGAACCCUUCCCUUAACUUUAACCCAGAUUGAAACUGGCUAUAGGGCUGUGAUUUAUAUUCAUUUUGCACUGAACGGUAGACAAAUGGCUUUCAGUAGUCUUAAUUAGGCUAUCUUAAGUGAAAUCUAUCUAUUUGAAAACCAUUGGGCUGUUCAUAAAUGCUAAAUACUGUUAUUGGUCUGCUGUUGAGUUAGCUGAACCUCUACAUAUGUUUGCUAAUUCUGAUUGUUUAAUGUAAUAUUCCUGUUUUAGACUAGAAAAAUUAACUCUAAGGCCUAUGACAUCAAAUCCCCUCCCCCCUUUGAUCUCUAAUGCCCCCCCUUCUUUGAUAUGUGCUGACAUAUAGCUGAUGAUUUUUAAAAAAAAAUGUCAUUGCUGCAGAAGUUCAUCUGAAAAAAAAGUUACUGGUUUGACUCAAUGAUUUUUCAACUCAUUAGUGUAUGUGAUGAACCUUCAAGGAAUUUCUUGAUGUGAAUUGAAUUCAGUUUAAUGAUAGUGGCCAAAUGUGUUAUUGCAAAUUCAAUGAAUAUAGUGAAUAGACCCAGUGUCGCUCUAAAUGUUAAUGUGUGGGUUAUUAGUUUAGUUGCUAUUAAAUAAGCCUUGGUUUGCUGAUGACCACUUUUGGAAACCUACAAUUUAAAGGGUUACUCAAAACAUCAUGAACACUGAUGUUAACUGAUGUCAUGGUGCUUUGAGUCUUACAUCUAGAUUUUAAGUUUGAGGGGGAAAAAUGCUGAUUGCUGCUGGAUAUGUAACUUACUAGGGUGUAACUUACUAACAAGAUUUUUUGGGAUGGGUUAUGUUAAACAUGUUUAUAUUGGGUGUCUAUCAUCAUCAGCAUACAUUGCCUCCAUAGUGAGGUGGAGUGACCUCGCCAGAGGAUGAUCAGGCGUCAGUGUUGGAAAAAUAAACUGGGGUACCAUGGCAGCAAGUGUUGGAAAAAUAAACUGGGGUACCAUGGCAGCAAGGGUUACUCCAAACAAAAUAUAGUUUUAUUGAAACACUGUUCUUGGUUUAAAUAACCCUGUGUUUUCAUUCAGGUUUUUUGGUAUGAUUUAAACCUAUCCUAAACAUUAGACUACCCACGUGUGGUCAACGUGUGACAACUGUCAAUCUGUGGUUUUGAGACUUGGUAACUUUGAUUAGUGGUCUUAAAGGAUCACUAUAGUGUCAGGAAAACAAACUCAUUUUCCUAACACUAUAUGGUUACCUCUCCUUCCACUCCGACGUCAGCUCCCGAGUGGAGCGGAAUGCGCAGCCAUAGACGCGCGCGCAUUAAAAACGCCCAUAGGAAAGUAUUUCUCAAUGCUUUCAUAUGGACGUUCUGCAUGCUGAAUUAGAUUUUCGCUUUCAGCGCCGCAGAAGCGCCUCUAGCGGCUAUGUUUACAUCUGAAGGGUUAAAAGCUGGGGGACCUGGCACCCAGACCACUUCAUUGAGCUGGUCCUUUAAGAUGGGGGGAGAUUUGCCACAGUGAAAUUAUUACUUUGACGUCAGCAGGGUGAAUUUAGCUGUUGAAUUAAGCAUGGGGUGAUGACACAAAAAUAAUGCUUUCAGCUGAAGUCAAACUGCAGCCUAAUAAACACUGCAUGAAAAAUGGUACCAACAUGUAACAGGAUGUUAUGUUCCUUUACUCCUUUGAAUUGCCAGGGUGUAUUUGAUCAGAGGAUUAAGUGCUGGCAAAAGUGGCAAGAUGCUCAGAUUAAUUUGCAGAAGAAACGAGAGGCAGAGGCCAAACUUCAAAUCUCCAACAAACCGGACAAAAUUCAGCAAGCUAAAGAUGAAAUCCGAGAGGUAUAUAUUACAGCAGUAGACUUCAUUCAUUGCCUGUUUGUAUCCAUAGAUUUGACUUCCAAUAAUAAUUUUUGACUAUUAAAUAUAUUUACCUAGCAUUAACCCAUUUAGUGCCAGAGUGUCUUGCAGCAUCAUUGCUAAUGUAAAUAUUUUCAGUUGACUUGUCAUAGUAUCAUGUUAGGGUGAUAUAGAUGAACUAAAACACCCUAUUGCUAUACUAACUGUACUAACCGUUAAUGUCCAUAUUUGUUCAAGAAAAUGUAAGUACCAUAUGCUAUGGAAACUGCAUUGCUACCAUUCUCCCUGAGAGUCAUUGGCAGUGUACAUACAGCUUGGGCUGCUGAAAUCUUGCAUAAUCAGAAUGAAUCCAUUUUCUUUGUAAACAAGUGUCAUGCUGAAAUCAUUGUUUAAGGAAAAUGCCUCACAUGCUCAUUUCUUUCCUAUGCUUCAUUAAGGAGAUUGAAGAGGUAGGACAUUACCUACAUGUACAUAAAUGAACACCAUUCUCUUCAUUGCUGAACUUAAGUUGUAAAUUUUAUAUUUAACUAUGUUGUUAUGACAUGGUGACUACAUUUUAUGCCGGAAAGAAUGGACACAUAAUUUUAUUGUAUUUGUGCUGGUCCAUUAAACUUUUAACACUGCAUCCCAUUCUGUCUCGAACAAAGUGAUGUAAUACUUCUCGAACAGAACUGAGUGGUGAGGAUUUGACAACUACUUGUGUGUUUGUCUAUGUAUAAUGUUGCAUUUUGCUUGCUGGUAAUUAUCAUUUGAAAAUGCCACCUGCAUGUUCGCCUGUAAAGAUCCUAAUUUUCAAUCCCUUCCUUAUUCUAGAAUGAAACCAGAAACUAGAAUUAUAUUGACGUUAUGUUGUUGUUUUUUUCGACACAAAUUAUUGUAUACAACAUUCGCUCAUUUGAAACUGUUCUAUACUUUGUUCAUUUCUGUGACUUUUUUUUGUUUUUGAAUUGCAAACCAUUGCCCAGUAUUUUCUGAAACCCAAAACUUUUUUUUUUUUAAAGCAGUUUGUCCUAAAUGUCCCAUUCAUUAUACUUCUGUCUGAGCACUGCAGUGUUGAUGAGCAAAUUUUGUAUUUUAUUACAAGGAGACACAUGUUCUUUAAAGUCUAAAGUACAACAUAUAGACUGGAAUAAUGUGGGGAAACAAAAUGCAGCACAGAAUGACAACACAACCCAUCCCCUCCCCCAAAACACUUUGUAAAAGUCCAUACUGAAAGGUAUGGUUCACAAAACAUGUCUCAUACAGUAAUGUCCUGUGGAUUUCACUUUAGAGCAUUUAAGAAUAUAUAGUCUUUUCAGUGUACACUCCUAUAUGAAUAGAUUUCUGGAUUUGAGCUUCUUCCCUGCUUACAAGCAUGCAUGUACAGAAUCCAUUGCUUUUUUUCCCAUAUAAUUUGCCUAUGUAUAAUCAUUAAACCCCACUUCCUUGAACAAAUUGGUUGAGAUGUGCUGCUAAUUCCUCUGGAAUAGAAGGGGUUAAGCAUGGUUGCUGUAGUCCAUAUUGUCACAUUUGUUCUGCUGUGUCAGUUUUUUUUCUUUGUAUCCAUUUUGUUCUUUCAAUACUGUUUCUCUACACUGUUCUAUUCGUGAACACUAUUACAAGGACAGUUGUAGAAGAUUGGCCAUGUCAGACUUCACUACAAACCCCUAAAGUUCUUUUUUGUGUACAGUGUCCUUUAAAAAAAUAAAUAUAUAUAUAUAUAUAUAUAUAUAUUUUUUAUUUUACAAAACGUGCAGAUUGUAAUAGAAACUUGCUUCUUUUUAUAAAUUAAUCUUGUUACACCCUUUGGCUGCUAAUCCAGUGGAAAAAAUUAUUGGAUGCAUGCAUGUUUUGUUGAGGUCAUAUCUAAACUGUGAUUUAUUUUUUUAAGUUUGGGCAGUGGAGCUUUGUUUAAUAUUAUAUAAUUAUUAUGCAUAUUGUCUUAUCCACAAAUACAGUGACAUACUGAUUAUUUUUGGGGGUGAGUCUUUACAUAUUCUUUCAACCUGCAUUCUUUUUUUAAUAUUACUAUUGAUUUAGAAUUUCACGCUUUCAUUGUAUUUUUCUACAGGAGUAUUUUAUUAUUACCUUAAGGUUUUACUGUAGAAUGUAGCCGGGAAACUCAUUAGCAGUUUAAUUAUCUUGUCCAAACCUUUAAAUGUGAACUGUAUUGGUGGUUUUAGUCAUGUGCCUACCGUUGUUUCCACGUUGCAGUUAUAGUACAUACAUUAGUAAAUGAUUGUUUACGUGGACACGUGUGACCAAGCGAUUCCUGUACUUGUACCACUAGUUUGUAUGUAUGGCUUUGUGUGUUCAUGAGAUCUCUUCAAAACCUGUAAAAUCAUGAAAAUCUUUAGGUUGGUAGGAAACCUUCCCAGGUAGUAUGGAAUUAAUAAAAUACCUUGUGGUGGUGUGUGCAGAUAUAGUAUGAUGAAAGCAUCUAACGUCUAAUUAGUAAUAUCACCUAUAUUACUUUAAACGUUGGUAAGUAUAAUGUGCAAACACAUAUUGUAUCUUGUAUCCCACCUACAACAUAACAAUGUGUUAACUGUAAGAUUAUCUGUUCCCUUUGUUUGCCUGUGUCAACAUUUUAUUGGUUGGUUAGUUUAAUAAAGAAACAAGAUCAAUGAAUGUUUGCAUUUCUGCAUUGUUGAUAGCUAAUAUUUGUUAUUGUGAUAAUACUAAAUUUAAAAAAAUUUAUUUUAUUUUUUUGUUUUUGUUUUGUCUUUUUUUUUUUAUUGUCAGUGGGAGGCAAAAGUUCAACAAGGAGAGAGAGAUUUUGAGCAGAUUUCCAAAAACAUUCGCAAGGAAGUAGGAAGGUUUGAGGCAUGUAUCUUGUUCGAUCCCUUAGUCAAAAGCAGUCCUUAAACCAUGUUUUGUGUGUUUCCACUUUUCAUCUAAAUAAAAAAAACAAUUCUUGGCUUAGAUUUUUCACAUAUGUUUACAAACAAUUGAGACCAGUAUAACUAAAAUGUAACUAAAGGCACCACUGCAAGCCCCUACGUCACCUUGCUGGAUGGCAUUGGCAUUAUGGUAUUUUUUGAUUAAACCCAGUCAUAUACUGUCUAACACAACAUAGUGAACAUUUACAUCUAGUUUGUUCUAAAUCUACAAAGUUAUUCAGAGGGAAAACCUUAUAGAUCUUAACACUUUAGUAAAACUCAGCUGCUGUUGAGGGAUACAAUACUUGUUCCCUCUGCUGGCCAUCACAUAAAUCUAUUCUAGCAACAUUUGCAAGCCCAGGGGAGUUGACCUAUGUAUUAUUUGGAAUGCAUGAUGUGUGUAGCUGUAUAUGCAUAUUGAUGCAACUGACAGAAACGUAUUCCUCUUCUUAAUAUUUAGAAAGACAGAGUGAAAGACUUCAAGACAGUUAUUAUCAAGUACUUAGAAUCACUAGUACAAACGCAACAACAGGUAAGCCUCAUAUCGGGUGGGGUCUCUACAAUUGUACUAUGCCUUUUGUUUUUAAAUACAUAAUAAAUACAUGCUUUGUCAUACAAUACAAUUCUUAAAGGGACACUAUAGUCACCAAAACCACUACAGCUUAAUGUAGUUGUCCUGAAGUCUAUAGCCUGUCUCAACACGUUUUUCAAUGUAAAUACUGCCUUUAUAGUAAAAAGGCAGUGUUUACGUUGCUGCCCAGUAAACCCUAUAAUGACAGUCACUCAUACAGCCUCUAGAGGUUGUGCAGAGUUCAGAAAUUGGUAUUCAACACCCCAGUGGUGGAUCUAAUAUAAGUGGGGUAUUCAGAUAGGGAUACACAAAAUAGCAAAAUUUAGUAUAAUGCAACACAAAUUUAUUUAUGCAUAAAAAAAAUCCCAAACCCUACUUUAAAAAAAAAACUCUUUACACAGUAAAAAAGAUAGCUAUUGCUUCAAAUAGCUACUGCAGAACCCAAAAAAGCCAGUGAUCUGAUGUAAAGCAUAGUGUAUGGUAAAAUAUAUUGUAGAAUAUAUUACACCUCUGUCGGAGGUUUUUACUGUGUAAAGAGUUUUUUUAAGUAGGGGUUGGGAUUUUUUUUAUGCAGAAUUUUUUUUUUUUUUUUUUUUAUUAUUUUUUUAGUGCAGGCAGGACGUUCAAAAGCAUUUACGGUAGCAUAGGUUAUGGCUUGUUUACAUAUUGUACUGGUUAAUAAAGAGUAGACCUAAGUAAUGGGCAACAAGCAUAGUAUUAUUGUAUAGCUGCUAGGUUGAAUGCUCAAUGUUAGAAAGAAACCGCAUGUAAUAUUACAGUCGGGGAUAAAACAGUGGGAGUGUAUGUGCACUUUUUUUCUUUUUCAAGCGAGGCGAGUCUGCCCUUGCCAUGGGUACUUAAUAAUAAGGAGAGUGUGUGUUCAGGUUAGUGUUCCUGCGGGUUGUUGGGUGUCAAACCCCUCUGAUGAUGAAUACCCCACUUAGAUUAGAUCCACCACUGGGGAGGUGGACACCAAUUUCUGAUACCUUCACAAUAUAAUACAUCAUUUAUAGAACCCAUUUGCAUUAAUUUUGGGACUCCCCUACUAAGUGCUGACACUUAUUUGUAUACUUGUUUUAAAGAUUUAAAGAAUAAUCUUCAAUGUGUACAGCAGCUAUUAUUUAUUUGUAUAUUAAGGCAUAAUUAGCACUUUCCUAUUUUAGUAUUUCUUAUUGUGCUCUUUCGUUUGUAUUUUGUAUGGGCAUCUCAUUGUUUAACCCCUUAAGGACCGAGGACGGUUCAGGACCGUCAUCGGCAUUUUUGCCUUGCCGACCGCUGACGGUCCUGAACCGUCCUAACGGUCCAAUGUACUUACCUGAUCGCCGUCGUUCCCCCGGCGGUGAUCAGCAUUGCUCCCGGUGUGGGGAGACUGCCUGCAGCCCAGACAGUCUCCCCGCACUGAAUUAGGACCCCUGUGGCCAUGUGAUCGCUCAACACAGCGAUCACAUGGUCACAAUAGGUGUGUGUGUAUAUAUAUAUAUAUAUAUGUAUAUGUAUGUAUGUAUGUAUAUAUAUGUAUGUAUAUAUAUGUAUAUAUAUAUAUAUAUAUAUAUAUAUAUAUAGACAUAUAUUAUAUCUAUAUAUCCUAUAUAUAAUGUCAUACUAAGUGUAUUUUUAUAUUAAUAUGUACUUAUAUUAAUAUAAAAUACACUUCUAAUUAAAUUACACACGUGUAUAUAUAAUAACUAUAUAUAUUGUGUAUAUAUAUUAUAAAAUAUAAAAAGUAAUUUAAAUUUAAUAUUUUUUAAAUAAUAAAAAUUGAGAAAAAAUUAUAUCUAAAUGAAAUUUUAUUCUAACUGUAUUUUAAAAUUAAUAUAUAUAUUUAUAUCAAAAUACACUUAGAAUGAAUUUGUAUAUAUAUCUAUGUAUAUAUAAAUAAAAAUAAUACGAAAUAUACAUAUGUCCAUAUACAAAAUUACAUAAAUAAUUAUAUAAAUAUACACGUAGAUUUCAAAUAUAUAAAUGUAACGGACCGUUUUGCACACAAGGGGUAAAAACCGUUUAGGCAAUCGGCCCCCUUUCCAGAGAUACAGGCACAGCUACUGCAGAACACCAAACUCCCAAACUGGAUACAAAAUAGCACUCCAACUCCCGAACUGGAACCUCCCAAAUAGCUGCUAGCAGACGAACAGGAAAAGCAGACAAUCAGCUUACACUCCUGGCAAUCAGUCUCUAACAGCAUACAGUGAAUCCCCCCAAGAACGAGACAAGGCUCCGUGUUGAGGGUCAAGCAGUGGUCUGAGGUGCUGGCACACCCAGCCUGGUUUUUAUUACAGUCUUGCAAAUACAGGACCGCCCACAGGGAGGUAUAAAGCAACCAAUCACAUCACAGUUACAUCCCACAUAUUCCCUCCCCUUAUCCUGAGAGGAAACUCAAUUACACAUACAGUUAAAACAUACUUUCUACCCAACUUUCAUAACUCUAAAACCAUACAUCACAUUCACAUAAAAUUACAUAUUCACAAUCAAUCCAUUCAGGGGAACAACAUAUUAAAAAUGGCAUGAAUCAGACCAGGGGUUCAAAAGUUAGUAAAAAGUCCUUUGUGACUAAAUGAAGCAUGGCUUUCUGGCCCAAACCAGUUUCAGAGUCUUCUAUCCUGGAGAUAAGUAAUUCAAUUAUCUCCCAGGAUAGACACAAGACUCCAUUAAGCACAUAGUUGCAAAAAGACACAAAACACUAUAAAAUACAUAAAGUCACAUUUAUUACAUAAAACACAGACAUGUAACAUAUCCCCAGAUAGCUCAGGUUUGAGCGCACAUUAUUAAGUGAAUGGCGCUCAGACCACACGAAUACAGUUUAAUCGCCAUGGAGCCAAAGUCUUUACAGUCAGUUUCAUACAAAUGGGCUCCAUGGGAUUCCUAUCUGGGGUAUAACACAUUAAAACAAAUCUACCGAACCCCAGGCAGAAAAGCACGAAUUAAACUUUUCUGCAGGUAAAAAAGAUGUCUUUUAACAGGGGGCCAUAGUCCAAAGGCAGCAGGCGAGUAACCAGGCUUCUCCAAUGCAAUGUGGCGAGAUUGGUCUCGUCACAAUAAAUAUGCAUAUAUAUUUAAAUUCUACGUGCGUAUUUAUGUAAUAUUUUUACAUAAUUAAGUAAUUUUAUUGUUUGCAAUUUGAGGGACCUGCCUGCCAACCCAGGCCGAAAGUCCAGAGAAUUUAAUUUGCUAGCACUGUAUUUUACCCUGUAACGUUCUACGACACCUUAAAACCUGUACAUGGGGUGUACUGUUUUACUCGGGAGACUUAGCUGAACACAAAUAUUAGUGAUUCAAACCAGUAAAACAUAUCACAGCGAUGAUAUUGUCAGUGAAAGUGACUUUUUUUGCAUUUUUCACACACAAACAGCACUUUUACUGAUAUAAUUGUUGUGAUACGUUUUCCAGUUUUUAAACACUAAUAUUUGUGUUCAGCGAUGUCUCCCGAGUAAAACAGUACCCCCCAUGUACAGGUUUUAUAGCAUUUUUGAAAGUUACAAGGUCAAAUAUAUGGGUCAAAUAUUUUUACAUUGAAAAUGGCUAGGUUGGUUACGUUGCCUUUGAGAGCGUAUGGUAGCCCAGGAAUGAGAAUUACCCCCAUGAUGGCAUACCAUUUGCAAAAGAAGACAACCCAAGGUAUUGCAAAUGGGGUAUGUCCAGUUUUUUUUUAGUAACCACUUAGUCACAAACACUGGCCAAAAUUAGCGUUCCAUUUUUUUACUUUUUUCACACAUAAACAAAUAUGAAUGCUUACUUUGGCCAGUGUUUUCGCCUAAGUGGCUACUAAAAAAGACUGGACACACCCCAUAUUGAAUACCCUGGGUUGUCUACUUUAAAAAAAAAAAUAUGUACAUGUAGGGUGUUAUUCAGAGAUUUAUGACAGAUAAUAGUGUUACAAUGUCACUAUUGAUAAAUUUUAAAAAUGUAUGUUUUGAAACUGCAAUAUCCUACUUGUACCUAUAGCCCUAUAACAUGCAAAAAAAAAAGCACGUAAACACUGGAUAUUUUUAAACUCAGGACAAAAUUUUGAAUCUUUUUAGCAGUUUUUUUUCAUUCGCUUUUGUAGAUGAGUGAAAGAUUUUUCAAGUAAAAGUAAAAAAAACAUGUAUUUUUUUUCAAUUUUUCAUCUUUUUUUUAUUUUUUUUAUUAAAAUACAUGAGAUUAUAUAAAUAAUGGUAUGUAAAGAAAGCCCAUUUUGUCCUGAAAAAAACAAUAUAUAAUUUUGUAUGGGAACAGUAAAUGAGAGAGCGGAAAAUUACAGCCAAACACAAACACCACAAAAGUGUAAAAAUAUGCCUGGUCGCAAAUGUACAACAUCGCAAAAAACAGUUCAGUCCUUAAGGGGUUAAACUCAUGGUUUGUAUCUGUCUAAUAGCGCAUUCCUAACUGCAUUUUAUUAACAACAUUUAUUUUUAUUUCUUCUAGCUUAUAAAGUAUUGGGAAGCUUUUCUACCCGAAGCCAAAGCCAUAGCCUAG
Messenger RNA from Pelobates cultripes (western spadefoot toad), 42137 nucleotides. Lineage: Eukaryota; Metazoa; Chordata; Amphibia; Anura; Pelobatidae. The record is from the annotation of a GenBank genome assembly.